Messenger RNA from Symsagittifera roscoffensis, 2395 nucleotides. RefSeq names its product neuronal acetylcholine receptor subunit alpha-7-like. Bases 605 to 2374 code for a protein of 589 amino acids. Gene Ontology annotation, cellular component: synapse; plasma membrane; neuron projection. Gene Ontology annotation, molecular function: excitatory extracellular ligand-gated monoatomic ion channel activity; transmitter-gated monoatomic ion channel activity involved in regulation of postsynaptic membrane potential; transmembrane signaling receptor activity. Gene Ontology annotation, biological process: regulation of membrane potential; signal transduction; monoatomic ion transmembrane transport. The transcript is spliced from 8 exons. Lineage: Eukaryota; Metazoa; Xenacoelomorpha; Acoela; Convolutidae. The record is from RefSeq and is a predicted model, not a curated record.
UGUGUGCUGUAUUUCUAUUCGUUGGUAUUUCCUCUUUCACAAUUUGUGAAUUUGCAGUCCUUUUUGGAAGGGAUUUAGGGAAAUUGGGGCUAUUUAUUGUCUCCUGGUUAUCCUCAAAUUUUCUCAAAUAUUCCCCCAAAUCCUCAAAAUAAUCCUGGGCUAUCUAUCGUUUCCUAAAAAAUGGGCAGCACAAAUUCCUUCUGGUAAAACUGCAAUUCCAGUUCAAAAAGAGAUUGACCUGUUUUAAACAAAAGGAUGCAAUCUUUUAAAAAUUGAACAUGAAAAAAAGUUUAUUUUACUUCCGCUUGUUUAAAAGUUUAUCUUGAAUCACUCGCCAAACAGAAAUUUUUUCUUUGAAAUCUAGAGGUACAAUUAUCAAAAUAUAAGAAGUCCAAUUGUUGCAUGUCCGCUACCGCCUUGAUUAAAGCAUUAAUAUGCCCAAAGUUUUAUUUUACCCAAGCUUAUCAAGGAAAGUGACAUAAAAUGACAUUAUCAAUGAAAUCGUGCUGACUUCGUAUUUGUUAUUUCAAGAAAUUGUAAGGGUAAAGUGAUAAAACAUCAUUUUGAUUAAUAAAAAAACUGUUAUUUGUGAUUUCAAACUAAAAUGAAAGGUGCUACUCUGCCGACUUCGUUCGAAUCAUGUCGCUUUAUCAGUCUGUCGGCUCUCCUACCAUUCAUUCUUGUAUUUCAAGUCGCGCAUUCGGCUUCCGAGUUGAUGUACGAGUCGCCUCUUGUCAUUCAGCUUAUGAAAAAUGCGUCUAAAUAUGUUCGCCCAGUAAAAAAUCAGAAUAUGCCGACUAAUGUUACCUUCAGACUUAAUCUAUACCAGAUUUUGGGCGCAGAUACAGUUAACCAGAACAUUCACCUGCACUUCUGGGCUGAGAUGCUGUGGAUUAAUGACUUUAUCCAGUGGAACCCAGAUGAAUACGAGCAAAUUACCCGACUGGACUUCGAGCAGAAGUUCAUGUGGGUGCCAGACAUCAUGUUUUUCAAUCAGCUAUCCGGUCUGCACUUCAACGAGCACUUCCCGGCGCCUCCUGCCAUCUUCAGCAACGGAAUGAUUCUGGUUUUGAAACCAUUCAGGGUGGAACUACAAUGCAAACUAAAAGUGCUCCACUUCCCUUUUGACCGACAGGAGUGUGCAUUCGAUGUUGGCUCCUGGGCACACCCUAUGGACGAGAUUGACAUCCAGCCCAGUAUGACCAGGGGAGACCCAGAGACGGGGGAGGGGGCAGUGGUGAAUGCAGCCGACCUCUCCUUCUUCACUAACAGUUCACUCUUCACCCUCGCAGAGUUCUCAGUGGAGAAGUUCUACUACAGCGACCCCGAACUAGACAACCGCACUUUCAGCAGUCUUCGCUACACUGUUAGGUUCUACAGAGUGGCCGCCUACUUCGUGAUCAAUCUCAUCAUGCCUAGCUUGAUGAUCAACGUGCUCUGUAUGCUCAACUUCGCCAUACCCUGCUCCUCGGGUGAAAAAGUGGGCUAUGGCAUCACUGUGUUUCUCGCCCAGAGUGUCAAUCUGAUGGUGGUGAUGGAGAUGAUGCCUCAGGGAGGGAUGUCCAUUUUAGGAAUAUUCCUCGCUGUCUCCAUUCUUCUCAUAGGUUUGUCUCUUCUGAUGAAUGUGAUCACGUUACGAAUCUAUUCACCAUCUCACACUAAGGAACGCCCUUGGCCACGCCUUCGCUCUAUCUGCAACAAACUAAAAGUGCUCGUCGGGCCGAAUGACCCGCUACCCGACAUAGUAUUAGCUAGACGACAAAUGACUUUCGUCUCAAACAGCCUAAAAGAAUCUGAUUUCGACCCUGGUAAUUACAGCGACGAUGAUGACGAUUCGACGGCUAUGUUUAAAUCUCAAGUUUCAACGGAUGUGAAAAUCGCGAAAAAUUCAGCGCCAACCAUACCGAAUGGACGUACAAACUCGCAUAAAACGAGCGAGUUUUUGUACCCCGACUCGAUUUAUUUCUCUAGCAACAACGGGCGAAGCAGUACAACUAACGUACCUCAUUAUGAGCAAAUUCCGGGUUCUUUUACAACUCAAAAAAGUUUAAACCACGUUUUAUCUCCGCGAUUGACUAAAAAGAGUCUAAGCACGAGUGCGAAACGAAAACGAAAACAGUCUGUGGCUAGUCCGAACUUUCGGCUAGUAAACCGCCGGCUGGAACCGGCAGAUACUUCAGCUAAUGUUAUGAGAACCCAGCAACUUGACGAUGACGACGACGAAGACGAAGAGAGAGACUACACUUUAGAAUGGCAGCAACAUGCCGAAAUUAUAAACAGAUUUAACGCUUUAAUCUUUUCACUGUUGCUCAUUUUGAAUGGCAUUCUGUACGCGCUUUUCCAUUCACCAGAAGCAGAUUUAGUGUCAGAUUAAAACUCAAAACAUAACUCCAAU